Messenger RNA from Dovyalis caffra, 390 nucleotides. The record is from the annotation of a GenBank genome assembly. NCBI's taxonomy places the organism in Eukaryota, Viridiplantae, Streptophyta, Magnoliopsida, Malpighiales, Salicaceae.
AUGGCGAGUUGUGGUUGCACAACUAUUAAGGUUAAAGAAGGAGGUCGGUCAUUUUGGGGAGUUGGUCUUCUAGUGGUCUUAACUAACAAAAAGAGGAGAUUGGGCGGUGUGAAGGCUAGCGUGUUAAUAGGAGAAACUUUGGGUGGUGGCGCCGUUGGUAUGGGUUGGAAUGGAAGAAGAAGAUAUGAGUUGGUUUGUGGUGGCCUCGAAUUGGAAUGGGAGGAGAAGAUACGAGCUAGUUGGGGUGGUCUUAGGCUAGAACUGAAAGAGGAGAUGUGGAUUGGUUGGUUGUUAAGUUCGUACUGGAUGAUGAGGAGGAAAGGGUGGUGGUGCUCGAGGCCAAAAAAGAGAAGGGUAGAGGAGAGGGUCAUGAUAAUCUUUGGAGAAUAA